Onychostoma macrolepis is the source of this 3796-nucleotide messenger RNA. RefSeq names its product E2F transcription factor 3 (gene e2f3). The transcript is spliced from 7 exons. Gene Ontology annotation, cellular component: RNA polymerase II transcription regulator complex. NCBI's taxonomy places the organism in Eukaryota, Metazoa, Chordata, Actinopteri, Cypriniformes, Cyprinidae. The record is from RefSeq and is a predicted model, not a curated record. Gene Ontology annotation, molecular function: RNA polymerase II cis-regulatory region sequence-specific DNA binding; protein dimerization activity; DNA-binding transcription factor activity, RNA polymerase II-specific. Gene Ontology annotation, biological process: regulation of transcription by RNA polymerase II. Bases 841 to 1956 code for a protein of 371 amino acids.
AUAAAUGUAAAACUGAAGUGGGGGGGGGGAGAAAAACAUGGAUAGGAAAAGCAGAUGCGGAUGAAGGAACAACAAUAAAACUAAAAAUAAUGUCAUACAAGAUUAAUUCAGAUUAUAUUGUGAAUAUGAAUCACAAAAUUGUGAGGCUAAAUAUGCAGUUAUGAGCAUUCUAAUGUUAAUGUAAUGUUGAUAUAAGAAAAUUGCUCAUUUUGAGACCGUUUAGAGGAGGUGUUAAAAUAUGAAAUUUAGGCUUACUAUUUUUGUUUGUGGGUGUUAUUUUUCUCCCUGCAAAAUGUACAGGUUUACAACAAUCUAUUGUCUCAUUUGUAUAGAGACGUAGCAAGGUAACGUAUGACCUUAAAUUCAGCAAAUCUGAUUUUAAGAUCAAAACAUUUAUAAAUUUUUAUUUUAUUUUUUUUUUACCCCAAAUACAAAAAUAUGCAUUUUAUCUGUACAUUUACACAAGCUGCAAUGCAUGUAUGCAUUUGUGCAGCACAUUAAAAGUGCACUUCCUAUGACAUCAAACUGUUUCCUAUUUAACAAGUUAUGAUGACAGCAGGGUUUUUGCAACAUGCAACAUGCAAAAUGCAAAAAAUAGAUCUUGACUGCAUCUAUAAUUAUCUCUGGGUCAGUGGUACUUUAAGUUUCUCAGUGGUCACUGAGUUUAAGACUUUAGUAAUGGAGGACAGCCAUUUUGCUUCCCCCCCCCUGCUCCAUGUGUGUUGACUUUUAAAUGUUGUAUUAUUAGGUAAAACUAAUAUCUGCUGCUUUGUUACAUGAAUCCUGAAUGGUUUGCAAAAAAUGCACUUUUAGGCACUUACAAGGUGUUACUCUUGAUAAAUGUACUUUUUAAGGGCCGCAGACAAUAUAUUGGCAGAUUUUGUGAUUUAUUACCCAAUCAUUUUGCCAACUUUUCCAAAUAACGCUAAAAGGAGACUGGAGCUGGACAUCACAGACCACCAGUACAGCGAGCCAGCUAAAACCCUCCGGAGUCGCAAGGGAGCUCUUAAACUGAAGGUCCCCAAAGCUCCCAAAACCCCACCGGAGAAGACCCGAUACGACACAUCCUUGGGAUUCUUGACUAAAAAGUUCUGUCAACUGCUGGCGCAGUCCUCCGAUGGAGUGCUGGAUCUCAAUAAAGCCGCCAUUGUGCUCAACGUCCAGAAGAGACGUCUGUAUGACAUCACCAACGUGCUGGAGGGGGUGCGCCUCAUCAAGAAGAAGUCAAAGAACAACAUACAAUGGCUGGGCUCCAGUUUGCCGUCAGAGGGUGGCCUUCCAUCUCCAGCCGUGCAGAGUCACAGCCUGGCCAGAGAGAUGCUGGCGCUCACUCAGGAGGAGAGACGCCUGGAUGAGCUCAUUCAGACCUGCACGCGUAACGUCCAGCAGAUGACUGAAGAGAUACACAGUCAGAAAUAUGCCUAUGUGACCUAUCAGGACAUCCGAAGAAUAAAGAGCCUAAAAGACCAAACUGUCAUAGCGGUUAAAGCUCCAUCUGAAACAAAGUUGGAGGUGCCUGACCCAAAGGAGAGUUUACAGGUCCACCUGAGUAGCUCCAAGGGUCCCAUUGAUGUUUUCCUCUGUACGGACGGUGGUGACUCCGGGAGCCUGUUGCAAAAUGGCCUUGAUGUGAAUGGAAAUCACCCUGCGUUUCUCAAAGUCUCCCAAGAAGCAGCUACAGAUGGAAUGGCUGAUGGUGUGAAGAUGAACGGCAUCUCUAACGGUGGCGUCAACGGUUAUGGGCCCCUGACUGGAAGUGCCCCCAUGUCACCCCUCAGUUCCUCCUUGUCUUCUAUUCUCCAGCAGCCGGAGGAGUCCAUCCCCUUCGUGCCGCUGUCUCCUGCUCUUCUCAGCGAUGAAUACAUGCUGGGUUUGGGUGACGAGCAGGGCAUAAGCGAUCUGUUUGACUCCUGCGACCUGGACACACUAGCAUUGGAUGACCUGCUCAGGAUAUGAGCGAUCCCGGGGACCGAUCGGACACGUUUUCAAGUUAGUCGAUGGGUGCUUCUUGGUUCUUGAAUGAAAUCUGGAUUGGCGAGAUUGGUGGGCAUAACUCUGGGGAUGAACUACAGACUGAACUUAAUGAAUUCUAAAAUUUUCCUUGUCGCAUUUGACAUUGACCGUUUACGCAUGGAUCUUACUGCUACGGGGAUCCAAGGUUUCUGUUGUCUGAUACUGUACAGAUGGGUUUCUGUAUCCUGAUAAUGUCAUUUUAAAGUUAUUUUUAGUGUGGUGAAUUGCAUGAGCUGUGUGAUUUGUCUAUGAACUUUGUCAUACUAGUUUUCCUGACGGCCCAUCUACAAAUAACGCCAAAAGGUCACAAUUUCGUCAUAAUGGAGUAUUUCUCUACUCUCAAUGUGGACGUUUCUGUUCAUUUGAGAAUCUCUUGCUUGCUCUCUUGGGGAAAAGGAAACAUCUCCGUAUCAUAGGCUAGCUAAGUAUCAAAGAAGAUCAGAGUUGUUUAUUGAAUGAUCCAAAGUGCAUUUGGUGCUCUUUCAUUUAGUAUGCUUUUUGCCAGUGUUCAGCAUCUCAGGGCACAGAUCAAGGAGCGAGUGCUUUGUGUAGUGAUCUCUGGGUAAAAUCAAAUUUGUUUUCCUGAGCUACGGUGUCUUAUCCCUUUUGUUACCAAAUGAUUUUGUGCAAAGAAAUGGCAAUGUUGAUGCAUUUCGGUGCGCUUCAUUGUGUAAACAACAACGUAAUGAUUCUGCGUGUUCCGGUACUACAGUUUUGGCUUAUGUUUUAAACUUUAGAUUGGAAAGUAAACUUUGGAUAUGACCCUAGUCCCCCUCAAUGUUGAAUGUAUUUCAGUAUCUGGAUUGCACUGAAGACUGAAGUCUUACGAAGCCAUCAUGGACAUCUGUGGCGUAAAUUGCCACAUGAUUAUGAAACAUUUAGUGUCCCACAGAAAAUUGUAGGGUUUUCAGUAGUUUUUUUUUUUUUUUUUUUUUUUUUUUUUGUAGCUCUAAUUAAUUCCCCAGCAUUAUUUCUCUUCUCUUUCUUUGUCCAUUCCAAUAAAUUAUUAUCCCCACCCCACAUCUUCUGGAAAAGCUUCAUUACAUGCUUAUAAACAGGCCACUGUUCUAAUACCUUUUUCAAUCUUUAUUCCUGCAAAUUAGACUGCCGAUCUGUUACUUUAGUUGUAUUUUCUGUAACCUUUUUAGGAGAGUUCAAUUGUUGAAUACUUCAAAUGUGAAGUAACUUGUUAAUGCAGUUUUUGCUGUGGUUAAAGUAAAUUAUGGUACAUAAUUUUGAAUUAGUGCUAAUGCUCACUAGUUCUCUUGAUUCUGCAUUGGAAUGAGGGUGUUGGUCAUGUAUACAUCCAUAUUGCAUAGAAAAUGUUAUGAUUAAUCACCAGUAUGUAGGCCUAUUCUAUUCUACUGUGCAGUUUGAUUUACUCAAAUGUAGAUUUUGAUUUAUUUUUUUUAUAACAAUUAAGAGGCAGUUUUGUGUGCCAAUGUGUGUGAAAAUGUGAAGUUUUAUAUGUGGAUUGUAAACUGCACAUCACUUGUUUGCAAAUUGUUUUUAAUAAAGUUAUGAAUUUCUGCAUAUUCUGCCCUACUGAUUUUGUGUAUCGUUAUAUUGUAUCACUUAAGCAAUGAUUUCAGUUUAUGUAACCAGUUCUAUGUAAAUUCUGUUAUGUCCUGAGUUGGUGCUAAACAUCAAUCAUUCAGAAUUAGUUUAUCCUGAGAUGGAUAGUUUUUUUUUUUUUUUUUUUUUUUUUUUGUCUUUAUUGGAGCUUGAGAAACUUCUGAAAUCCUCAGUUACCAAUAAAUAAAAAUAAAUAAAAAAAAAAAAA